AAAGGGGGCAAAGGUGUUAGAUGCCAAUGCUAAUAAAAGUUUCAGGAGUUGUUUUACAGGUGUGGGUGUGUCUAAUAAAAGUUCCUGUAGCUGCAUGUGAAGUAGAGCUGCACAGUUUAGUUUAGGGAUGCACCGAUCCGAUAUCUGGAUCGGAUAUCAGCUCCGAUAUUGACAAAUUAACUACAUUGGAUAUCUGAUGAAUGACGCCGAUCCAGCGUUCUGAUCCAGUCCGAUAAACAUUUUAGCUCCAAACAUAUUAGCUCCACUAUAAUUUGUGGUGUCAGGCAUUAAACCUCAACAGACUGAAAUAAACAUUAUGCUGACCACGAGGGAAUAAUACUCUUAAGGAAAUGAAUCAAAACUUUUGUUAGAGGACGACAGAGACAGGCUUGGUACGCCAGGAAAGUUGAACUGCCGGACAAACAGGCUGCUGCUGGUCUUCUUGUAUCUAUGAACCAAUCAAACAUGACACUAUGUUCAUUCGGAGGGAGCAUCAGCAGCCAGCUGGUCUGGCAUCAGGACAAAGCCAAUAAAAGUGAGGAUGUAAGCAGCGGGAAAACAUCACAUGUGCGUUGAAAACAAAUCGUGGAUUGACAGAGUGUAAGACUCCGCCUAUUGAUCAAAGACCAUCCUCCUCCCUUUUGUCUUUCCUUCAGUUUGUUAACUUCACCCAAAGUCGCGUGCACUCUGCGCGAGACGCUCAACCGUUUUGGCACGCAUUCCUUUCGAGUCGUGGGAACUCGGUGCAUCGGGUGUGACCGAAUCCGCGAAGAGGAAGAGACUUUUCCCUCUGUUUCCUUCAAGUUUUGUUUCAUGGAUUUUUCAUGGGAAUCACUCGUGGUCAUCACGUCAGUGAGGUAAGAGAACUUGUGAAUCUUUCAGUUUCCCAAUGAGCAGUCAGGCUCACAGUCAGGGGGACACGAUGCUGCCCUCUAAAGAAAACAUGACAGAUUGUGAAACCCUCCUGUAUUAUCAAUGCAACAUAUCAUUGUGAAAGUGCGUGUUUUAGCCCACAGUGUGGUUAUGAUCUUACCCCAUGGCGCAUUCACUGCCUCUGGAGAAAUAAGUCACUGUGAUCGAGCUUUGGUGCGUGUAAAAUUUCCAUAUUAUUUGCGUUUUAUUGAGUAAAAAUACCCAUAGAGGCAGCACACAGAGUGUGAAGGUUACUCUGUAACUUUAGGAAAUAACCACACUGCCUGUCAAAGAAAAUUGGAAGGCUUUUGACUCUCUAGGUUCCCCUUUUUAUGUCGAAACUUAAGUCCGUCUUUUUGACUAGUAACACAAAGUGCCGAAAAGGGCUGUUCCCCUCUGUGUCAGCGAAGAACUGGCAACACCUUUCAAUUUUCAUUUAGGCUUCCUCCCAGACUCAUUAGGCAGCCUGUUUGAUUUUUAACUCAGACUAAAGAUGGGGUUAAGUGCCCACACACGGUUUUCUCACGUGCUUUUCAGCGUUUGACGGUUUGGACGGUUAAGACAACACUGAACCCGCAAAGAGGAAGGAGAGAUACACACACAGACACAGACACGCUACACGCUGCAACUAUGGGCUUUGCAGUUUCCUCCACUCACAGACCACAUAACUUCUGUUUGUUGAUAUGUCAUUUGUGCUUUUCUGAAAAGGUGUAAACAGGAUGCACUGGUAGUGUCUGGAACCACCCACAGACCUGCAUGUCUGCACACCUGGUUUAGGUUUUAAUGUGGUCAUUGUGGGGUCACCCUCACACUAGAUGCUGUGUAUUUCAGUGCACUUAGUCACAAACCACAGAUGUGCUCCAGAUAUUAUCACUACUCAGAAUUUUUAAGUGCAGAUGCGCUGUGGAUUAGGCUAUCAGUUGAAAGGUAUCUGAUAUGCUCCGUAUUCUGAUUCUUCAUAGGGAGUUCGUUAAACAGACAAAUAAAAGGGUUAGGGUUAGUUAAAUGUAAAACCAGGGUACAAUCUACCCAGUUCAGUGUGAAAGGUAUUCAUGUGAUGAGGUUUCUCUCUCUCUUCUUCUACAGUAAGCCGAGUGUCAGACUGAUGUUGGCCACAAGCUGUCUCACUCUGCUGCCUUCAAUUGUCUGUUUGAGAAGUGCAGGAAAAAAAGGAAAGGGAACUGUGGUAGGACUGAAGGUUAGUGGUAAAAUGCGUACAGAAUAGAAACCAUACAGCCUACUUUGGUUUCUUGUGUCUGGGAAAACAUAAAACAUGUAGGACAUGUGAGAACAGGCCAUGAUCUCUGAUCUGAUUUCAAGUGAGACUGAAAGCCCUUUAAUGUGAUGGUGAUGACACCUUCAGAAAUAACCAGAAUCAUAUACCACAGAUGUCCAGUCUGGAAAUUGUGGACUAGUUAUCUGAUCUAUUAUUACCUUUGCUUUUAUGAGAGAGAAUAGCUGAUAGAGACGUGGACUGCGGUAGAGCGAGAGUUGAGAUGACGUGCAUCGAAUGUUCAGUUUGGAAUUCAAAUCAGCGGGCAGUGAAUCCAGGACUUUGCCCCUGUGUGUGGGUCUUCUGCUCUACAGAUUAAGCUAUACUAGCACCGUAUCGUGCACUUCUGAUAUUGCACAGAGGUAUUUUAUCAAACUCAUGACAGGUGAUGUUGGAAUCUAUAAAGUGAGGUUUGGAUUUUUUAUUGUAACUUCUGGUAGAAAAUUCUGUCUGUAGCAAAUGUCAAACAUCGUCAAACUUGUGAACACACACUCAACUUUUAGGCAUUCGUUGCAUUCCGCUUUCUUCAUUGUGCUUCAGCUGAUGAGGCUGUAUGUGAUAUACAUGUGAUGAGCCACAAAAUUAGCAACAGUUGAAAAAACUGCCCUAAGCUAGAUGGUUGUCAAAUGACAAGGAAGUUUAUUCAAGUUAUCAAAACUACUGAUCACUCAAAGUAAUUCUGCUUGGAUAGUGAGUAAGAUGUUUGAGCUUCUAACCUUUGUUUUGUUUUGUUCUGCUUUCAGGUCCAGAGCCAUUUCAACACAUCAUCCUAGCAAAGUCACAACAUGACGAGCAGCCAGUCCGUUCAGAACCUUAAAGGUCCAUCUUUAGAGAGAAAGAUGCCACUGUAUGAUGGAACAAGACUAACAAACCCCCCAAAUAUGCCUGAUAUCAGGGAUAUGCAGACACUGCAGUACAGUGGGGCCUAUUUAAACUAUGACCCACAAGGAAAGGAAGCAGCAGGGUUCACUGCUCCUUGGAGCAACUCAAAGACCUCUCUGCACAUCGACAGAAAUCCCGUGAGUCACCUCUCAGGCAUGGAAGGACAAAACCACAUUAUGUACAAGCAAGACAGCAAAUCUUCAGAAGAAGGCCAAUCUCCAUCUCUGCACCAUCCUGCAGUAAAGCAAGGGUUUACACUUUACACUCAGAGUCCUGUGAUGGGCAGUCCUGUAGCUGCUACAGCAGUGUCAGGUAGAAAACAAAAAAAUGGAGGUGAGAAUGUAUCACCCUCUUCUGAACACCCUGUUUACUUUGCAAUACCUAAGCCAGUUUAUGGACUCAACCCCUGUUGCAAUGAACUCGGUUGUCUGAUGAGACAUCGAUACAGUGUCGAACAUGGCCCUCUGAGGAUACCAAAUACUGCUUAUGAGCAUGACUUAACACAAACGGAUGCCCACCGCACUGAAAGAGGGAAAACACAGGAUGCGCUUCUGCAGCAAAGAGGUUUACAGCUUGAGCCUGGUGCAGAAGCACUGAGGAUGGCAGUAGAGACAUACAACCAGAGCAAAGUAAGGACCUUUCCUGCUAUGACUGAUCCAAACUGCAGCAGCUACCCCUGCACCCUGCCUCGCACUCUGUUUGGUUCUCUGACCGAGCAGAGCCAGCGCUUUCAGACUUCCCCCAGAGUCUUCCCCAGUUUCUAUCCCUCCCACCCUGCGUACGAGCAUAUGACCUCAGAGGUUUAUCAGGAACAUUCUCCCAUGUCCAAAUAUGGUCAGCUAACACAGCACCCGAUGUUUUACUACCCCCAGGCAAAUCUGGAGGUAGAAAACAGGACACCGUGUAAAGACAUUGGCAGUAAACAGAGGGAAGACAUCCCUGUAGUUCUUAAACACACAAUCCCCAACCACAGGGAGCAUUACAUGGUGCCCCAGUCACUUCACAGUGCAUUUCCUCCACCUUUGUCAGAUGCAGCUUUGCAUAAUCAUGCUUACAUGCGGGGUUUUGACCAUCGACAUUAUGCAGCUUCUAGAUUUCACCCAAAUCCAAGUCACUUAAGAGAGAUCUUGAACUAUAAUCGUGUAAAUGGUUACCAGCCUAGUCAAUACCUCGAUCUCAUGCCAUCUGCAUCCAGCCCACAUAAAGACAAGCCCAACACAAGCCUACCACAAACCAGUGUGCCAUUUCUACAUGUGGACCGAAACAGUCCUCCCAGGCACAUCAGCCAACCAAGCAUCUCACCAUCUGUCAAUCAUUUAAACAGAUUCUUCCCCCCACCGUUGGCUGGCCUGCACAUAAACCGGUCUGUCCUUCCAUUGACUGGCUUGAACAUGGACAGACUGCUGGACCACUCCUCUUUUGAAGCCCAGAGUAGAUGCCCUAUGCAAGCAAAAGGCCCUCUUGUUUCUCCAGGGCCGUUGCUGCCACAUGUCAAAUCAGGACAAAUCCAUGCAGCUUUACCAGGUGAUGAACGAGUCCCCAGACUAGUUUCUCCCUCUGCUGUUGCACCAGGAAAAAAAGACAAUCCCAUUCUUGGUUCAAGCUCUACCUCCAGAAAAGGGUGUCUAAAGAGAAGUUCCUCACACUCAUCUUCCUCAGUGAAAAUAGAAGAGGAGGAUAUGGAAGUAUGUGAGAUCGAACUCCUCAAGAAAAGACAAAAAUUGAAAGUAGAGAGUGAAAAACAAAAAAUUAAAACAGACUCUCCUCCUAUGCCAGUCAUUGACAAUGUCUUUAGUCUGGCUCCUCACCAAGCAUACCUCCAGACCCCUGGACUGCUGUUUCCCAGCAAAGUGUCUCAGAAGAUCACACAGCCAUCUGAGCUCAGGGAGGUCAGAAACAAACCAGAUAUCAAAGCAAAAAAGCCAUGUGGAGAUGAACAGCAGCCUGUUGUCUGUCUGGUUUCCAGAGAAAUGGACAGACCUCGUCCCAAAACCACUAAACCAACUAACAUUAAAGUGGAAAAAGUCCAUCCAUCAGAUACGGACAUCUCUGAAAAGACUUGUGUUAGCCCAAAAGACUGCAGUGAAGUAAUAAUCAAAAAAGAGCCUGAAGAUACUGGACCACCCAACAUGAAACCUAUGUUGGUGAUAAAGAAACUUGAUCUUGAUGAAUAUGAACAUAAACCCCCACAGGAGGAGCGAAAGGUAACUCCUGAAGCACCUGAACCUCAGGUGGAGACCAUUACAACAGACGCUUCCUCUCUGGGUGAUGCAUCAGUCCCUCAACCAACACCCUGUACUCCACCUCAACCACCUGUGAACAGACUGAAAUUUAAAAACAUCCCUCCCCAGUGCCUGAAACUCUCCAGCUACAGCAUUAUUUUCAAUGGAACUAAUGAUUCCUGUCCUGGUAUACCCUUAGAAAAAGCAUCUGUAGUACUAAAAACUGAAUUUGUUCCAAAGGUUGACCCCCAAACACCAGUCCGCCAGCACUUUUAUGAGUUGCACCAGUCUCUCUGCAAGCUCAUAUCUAAAUCAGUGCAGGCCUCUUCGGAGCAGGAUCUCAAUACCUGGUUGUCUCAGCUGGAACUGAGUGAACCAGCAUCCCCAACAACAAAAGUGAAGAAGGUGUCUUGUCUGUUGGGGAUUAAAGCCAGAGAGGUUUGGCUCAACGAGGAGUUGAGGUUGGCUCUCCAAAAGCUCUUGGAGAGAUUGAGAGAGUACAUCACCCAGGAACGCUGUCCUUUCCCACAUGUCAUGCGGGCUGGUGCGGUGUUCCUCCCCAUGCUGGUGUUGAAGGAGCUACUUUUUCCAACAGUCCAGGGCAGUUUCAUUGACCAGGUCUUGCAGGAGCACAAAGUGGAGCUGCGACCCACCACGUUAUCCGAAGAAAAAAUUCUUAUUCAGCUCCACAAACGGGCCUGCUCAUCCAAGCUCAGGAGACUGAUGUCUCUGAAACACCUGCCUGACAUCUAUGCAGAUGUGCUCAACCUGAUGUACUACACCUGUGUCUGCAAUCACCUGGGUGAGUGCAUGUUUAUGUCAAAGUUACAGGUAGAAAUGUAUCUGUUAGAGCAGUGGAUAAAAGAAAUGAAGGAAACUGUUAUUGCAAUUUUACAUGACAGCUACUUUCAGGUGUCGCUCAAGUUUUUACUCCUGUUAUCAAGCCAGUAGUAUAAGAGAUGCUUCAAAGGGUGAUAGUUGUAUUUACUGACCCUCAUGGGGAAAUACAAGUAGUUAGAGAACUAUCAGUGAAUCAAUUAAUGUCUAAGAAAGAAAGAGAAAGUACAUGAAUUGUAGCCCUUGGUUCUGCGUAUGAAGACGGUGUCCUUUUUAGGGCACUUAACGAAACAAACUGGUGAUUUUGUACUUCUAGUCAAAUGAUAGAAUAUUGAAUCUUUUUUGUGCCCAGUAAAAAAAAGGUCUGUUUGCUUAGCCAGUCAUUCUUUUUGUUCCGCAUUAUAGUGCAAAUACAUCAGUCUAUGUUGAGGUAAAUAAACUGGAUUUAGAAAGAUCAUUUUGAGGAAGAGGGGUGGUAAUGAAAUGUAAUGAAACUGAAUACUUCCACUUGAAUGCAGGUUAGUAUUUCUUGUAGAUACUCAAAGAGAUUACGUGACAUCGUCUUGCUUGUGAGGUAUUUGUAGUGAAAUGACAUGAGGUGAAGUUUAUGGUGCCUUGGGCUGUUUACCAAAAAUUCCCUGAGAAACUUUAAUGGUAUGUGUUUGUUGUGUCUCCUUAAUGGUUCCUCGUCCAAAUGGUUCAACUGUUUGGUGCUCCUAAGGUCACAUGCCAAAGUUAGUUCCAAACCAGAUGGUAAAGGAAGGUCAACUAGAGGUCAAGAAAUGACGAUGUAAGGGGAGCUUCAUCUCUAAACUCUAUAUAAGUGGGGCACAAACUGAGAUCUUGAAGAGGGACAUCAUUGGCAGUCGUCUCCCAGCAUCUCCAGUGCUGAUUUGACACUUGUGUUGUCUUUGUAAUAAAUUUCUAAUAUACAAGCAAGCCAGUGUCACCAAGUCUCCUCCUGCAUCUACACAUCACGGACGGGCGAACAAGAUACAACACUUAUAAGGUUAAAUUUGAUUACAAAGACAAUAACGGUAUCGAACAAGCACUGCAGAUGCCGAGAAACGACGGUUAAUGAAGUCCUGCUCACAGAGCACCUCUAGGGUUAAAGGGAUAUUUCGGUGUAAAACGAAGUUAAGGUCAAACACACCGUAACACCGAGUAAGACACCCCCUCGAGGGAUGAAUGUUGGCGACCGCUUGCUUCUCAAGUUAUACCAACUUAAGUAAUGACCGCACGAUGGCAAUACACGGCAGUCUACGUCUCCAUGCGUUAGCCUCAACCAAAAGCCACUCUAUAACCACAAAUAAUGCUCAGAACGUCACCUAAUUUCAUCAACAGUACAAAUAUACAUAUUACUAAAGUUGAUAUAACAAGAGAAGCAAGCAGUCGGCAACAUUCAUCUCUCGAGGAGUUGUCUAACUCCGUGUUACGCUGUGUUUGACCCUAACUUCAUUUUACGCUGGAAUAUCCCUUUAAGAGGUGCUUACAAAUUACAUACCAACUUCUUUUUACAUCCUGAUCAGAUUAGAACUGGACUCUGGCUGUACAUAAUGAGAUAAUGUCACAACCAAUGAUACAGGAAACAGAGAUCUUAUGUGGUUUCAAGACAGAUACCUCAUUAUCAAGAUGAAAACAAGGGUGUCAAAGUAGGUUAAGAUAUUUUGAACAUUGUAAUCACAUCAAACCGGUCAAGCUGGAUUUGAUUCAGGGAUCACACAGUCAGAGGUUUCUAGCAGUUUGAAUACGUUUUGUUUCAUCCAUUUAGUAAAGUUUUUGAGUUGUGUAGCCGUACAAAGAGUUGUUUUUAACCUCAGUCAUGCAAAAAGGAAGUGUUAUGAGUCAUCCUUUUUUUUUUCAGAUUUGCUGAUACUAUUCAUUGGCACUGCAACGUAGAAGUUCCUCAGAUUUUUCUCAAAACCUGCUGCACAUUUUUGUUUCAUGAAUAGUUUGGGAUGGUUUACACAUCAUCCAUCUGUUAUGACUGCAACACAAAAGAAUCUCCUGCUUUUUCUGGUAUAUCUCUGGAAUCCCAACACAGUGUGAUAAAGUUGUUAUACGGCUUCAUGUUUUGGCUGUUACAUGUAUCAUUGUUGGACCUCAAACACUCCUAGCUGUCCGUGUUCUUCAACAUUUGCCUCUCUUGAAAUGGACCAAAAAGGAAUGGCAUAUAAACACAAGUUUUUGAAUAUACAAUCCAUUUAUUUUUUACAGAAUCAACCUCAUCUGAUGGCCUAAAGAAAGUCCAGGUAUACUUGCUUUUCAUGUUGACCCUUAAUCUCACUCCUCUUUGCUCUUUUGAUUAAAAAGCAGAGCACUUCUGCUACAUUUCAGUAACCACAAUAAUUUGCAUGACAGAAUUUUUACUGUUCUCGGGUUGUUGAGGAAAAAGUUUAAGAGCUGAGUAACUUGCAGAAACAUGAAAAGCAUAUUUCAUGCUAGUUGGUUGCAAUAAUAAACUUUUUGAGCAAGCUGUUGGCUCACACUUUAGAGGAAGGAAGUGACAGUCUGCCACGUAUCAUAUGUUGCAGAAGAACUUUAGUUGACAAGUUCGUGUUUCCAGAAAAUUAUUCAAAUGUUUUGACUUAUCACUUCCCUCAAAAGCAUCUUUUGCUGUUUGGAGACAGAAGGAAGUGGGGCCUAGCUAAUGUGUGAAACCAACAAAGAUGUCAGUUUGGGUAAAAAUGUUCUAUUUUUUUGUUGCCGUCAACAAAUCUCAUGAAAAGAGCAGAACUGAUCAAGUUUUUUUCCAUCUAUUUUUCAUGUUUUUUUCUUUUUGAGGACUGAAUUCCUGGAAAUGUUUUGAUGUCUGUUACGCAGUUUAGAAAAAUUCUCAUGAUAUCAAUUGUGUAAAGACAAACUGGAUUCAAAUUGUCCUUUCUAUUUCUCUUAAUUCCCGUCACCACAAUGAGUUUAUAUCACUGUUUGGCCUGUAUGAUGGCUCCUGUAGCUACUGUGAGAAAGAGAGAGGCAGUGGUUGGGUGAUGAAGAGGGGAAACGAAGAGAGCUAGCGCCUUCAUUUUUUUUAAACUUUGGUAUCAAGACAGAUAGUGUUAUCUUUCUUACCAGAACCACAUGAUAGAUAAAAAAAACCGAAGUCGAUAUUUUUGAUUUAACAAAGCAUAAAGCUUGACUUUGAAAUUUUCAGUAAAAAUAUGUGACUAUGUCAAUUCAGUUUGUAACGUGGCUCAUGUACCAUGACAUGUAUCCUGUGCUGUUGUCUAGCUCUAGUGUUUGUUUAACUGAGUAUUUUGUAUCAUGCGGGGUAUUUUGGAUGUGAUAGCAGAGAAAAAUAAGUCUUUAAGGCUUUAUCAUCAUGAGCGAUAUUCAUUAAAAGGAACAAUUAUUUAUUUUUCUUUCUGUUCUCUUCAUUGUAUGCGUUGACGUAUACCAAAAAAAAGAAUCACUUCCAUUUCCUCUUAGUCAACUUUACUUUCAUAUGUCACGUUCUUUGAUUUUACUAAAUCAGUUCACACGGUCUGGAAGCACCUAGAUACCCGUUAUUUAUUUCCCCUCUGUCUCUAUUUCAAAUGCUGUACCCCUCACUCAUUGCAUCCCUCAUCACAGCUGAUUCCCCCCCCAGCUUUUGUGCAUUGACUCCCACAGCUUUCUAUUCUGUCUCUGUUAAAAAUGGUGUUUCAUGCUAGAGGAUCACGCUAACAAAAACGUCUGCUGAUAUUAAUAGAGCGGUGUCUCAUGGUUCUGGUGUGCUGAAUAAGCGCUAUGGGAGCAUUGAUCUGUAGACCUUUGUAUGGUGGUGCUGGACUCUGCGGUUUCUGGCUUGCUUUUUAGGAGGUGUCUGUUUAUUUAUACUUUUACGCAACACCCUGCUGUAUCUAAUCAAAUGUUAAAUCUUCCUGUAACCCUCAACUCACCUUCCUGUUUUUCAGCAACCUUGUUUCUGCAUAUUUUGCAUGUUUUUAUAUUUUUUCAUCAGCGCUUUACUAAUCGCUUUAAUCCCUGUGUUGCAGGAUUAGAUGUGGACAGUCCUACCAAUGGAGAAAAAGAUGAAGGUUUUGAAGAAGCUAUCAGCUACAGAACACGUGUACCUUCAGAUAUCAUGGUGUCACCAGUCUCCCCUGCUGAGUCGCAGCCUCAGAAACACCCUAAUGACCAGGAAACUAGCAUGGACAGAAAUAGAAUGAAAAGCAGGGUGAAGACCUGCUCGAGACGAAGGUUUCUCAACAACAGUUUGUCAGAUGAGGAGGAGGAGGAGGAGGCAGAUGACACAGAAAAGACGGUGAAGGGAGGCUCUCCAAAUGUAGUUGCAGAGAAAGAAUCUAACUUUAUUGGAUUAAGCUCAACUUCUGAGAAUUCAUGGACUUGUCCCUUAACCUUAGACGGACUUUCUUCAUCUCUGACAGACACAGAAACCGAAAUCUCCUCAAGCGCUGAUACUCAAAGUGCAGGACCAGGCAAAUCUUCAAUAAGAACCAAAAAGUGUUCAGGUGUGAUUCUUAAGCUCAGAAGAACAUUUGAUAAAGAUCUAGACAGAAAAAUUCCCUGCUACAAAACCAUAUCAGACUCGGAGACUUUCCCCCAAGUGGAUGAUGAGAGUAGAGAUGUGAGCAGCAGCAGGGUGAAGCUCCGCAGGAGGACUUCAAAGAUAACCCACAGGUGGCAGAGAACAGGAAACUUCUGCCAUGCCUUGAGACCCCUGGGGUGCUCAUCUAAAGGAAAGUACAGAUCAUUUUUAAAGAUCAAAUACUGCCCCUACCUGUCAGCCUGCCACAGCGCUGAACAUAGGAGGCGGUGGGUGCUGCGAUCUGCUGUUCAGACAGCUCGCAGGGCCAUGAGGUUCUACUAUCCAGACCUGGUUGGGAAAAGGAUUCGACAUCUGUAUGAAGAAGAUGACAAAUCUGAAGUCUGGUACAGGGGAGAGGUGCUGCGAAUCCAUGAAGCUCAUAAAAACCCUCUGAAGACCAUAUUUGAGGUUAAGUAUGACAGCGAGCCGGAGUGGAUUUACUAUCUGGAGCUGCUGAUAGAUUAUAAGAAAGGCUGGCUCAAAAUUGAGGACUAGUUUUCCCACUCAUGUUGGUCACAGCUCUGAUUUCACUGGCUGUCUAAUUAUUCUCAUAUGACUUGCCAACAACAGGCUGAUAAUAAGCCCUGCAUAUCUUUUUCUGACCUCCUCAGGAAUGAAGCUGGACUGGAUUUAUGUUUGAGCUGAGGUCAAGUUCUUCACCUGAGAGCUACAGGUUGCAUUUUUGGAAAUUUAGCCUCGGCCAACAUGCAACAGCAGCAUCCUGUAGAUGUUUAAGCGCUUGUCAUCUUUGAAAUGUCAACCAAUGGCCUUCAAAGUUUAUUUAAUAAUUAGAUUUUUAAUGACAUGAGAGAUGUUAAACUGUGUCUCUAAACCUAGAUAAGCAUCUGUAAUGUUUGAUUGUAUAUCAGACAGUGGGCCACAUGUAUGUUUACAGCGAUAGAAUACUGAUGAUGGUGGUUUACUGUUAAAAGGGCUUGUUGGAGGUUGGGCAGACAUGAAUGAAGAACUCUACGGAGCUGCUUAAGGGUCAUUUUUAUGAAGCCGUUGUGCUUUUAAUCACUGUGAACCUUAACACUUUUCACCUCAAGUUUUUUAUAUGGGUUUUGUAUAAUUUUCUAAAACUUGAGUAUAAAAAGUUGUUUGAAAAAAACAACAAAAAAAGAAUUUUUACUGUUAUCUUAAAUAAAUUUUUGUAAUAAUUCCAAGUUUUGUAUCUUUUGUUUUCUUUAAGACCUUUCAAAUAAGACUCUUAAUUAUAUGAUCUUAUUUUUCCUAUGAUCACAUUGGUGACAGUUCUAUAGAGUUAUAAAUGACUUCGCCCCCAUCAUGUGGCGGGACACUUUGUUGCUCAAGUCCUUUUAUAAACCACACAAAUUGCAGUUCUCUUUAAAACCUGUAUUCCUACUGUUUUUUUUUUUUUUUAGCAUUUUAGUAAACACCACAGUGCAUACUAUAUUUUCUUAAGGACAUUGUUCCAAAAAACAUGAAAUACUAAUUGUGGGGCCUUUUUUGUCUAAGUGUGGUGGCUCCUGCUGCAAUAAAAAGUUCAUUUGAUACCAAACAACCACCCAUUCCAGAAUCAUGUUUGCAACAUUUUGCUCUUUAAUAUUUAUUCCAAAACAGACAACUAGUUUUUCCCACAUUUUCACACUAACAGGAAAUAAAACAAAUCUGAUAGAAUAAAGAAAAGAUAUGUAGAAAAGUAUUAAAAGUUUUUGGAUGUCUUAAUGUAAUGUAAGUAGCUGCUUCAGUUGCUUCAAACGUUAUGUCCAAAUGCUUGUGAACUACUAGCUGACACGAUGAAAACAGAGUGAGCCCUGGAGAGAUUAGCCUUAUGAUCACACAGCUAUAGCUGUGUAUUACCUGCAAGGGAGCUGAGAGGAAAAAAGCCCAUCUUUUGUUUUUAAUCAUUGAACAGGCGUCAUAGAUCGGUUACUUAAGAAACAAAAUGAACCCAGACGUGACAUCAUACAAUGGACCAAUUGAUCUUUAUCAUACAAUCUGCAAGUAAAAGUAAAAACGGAAAUUUUUGAAAGUGAUUCAAAUGACCCAAAUUAAUUUCACUCAAUCCCGGAAGACACAGCCCUGCCAAAGUCUGUUGUACAGUACAUUGCAAAAUACACAGCGCAGAAAUGCAUCAAAGAUGUUUGGGUAGUUAAUAUGACUGAGACCAAACCUACUCUAAUGACUCACACAGUACUCCCAAAAAUGAGAUUUCUCAUGACAUUUAUUCAAAUAAACAAUACAGUUUAUAAUCUGCUAGGAUAAAAUAAUAAGUUUGAACACAUAAGAAGCAUCUGGGAGAGAAUACCCCAAAGAUCUGAAACUGGGUUAAAGGAUGUGUUUUAAUGAAAGCUGACACUUUGGUGUCAUCUUCUGACUUGCAUCAGUGCCUAUUUAUUCAUGUUUCCUCCAGUCAAUCUUGUGAAGACCGCCAUACUUCAGAGACAUGAAUGAGCAUUUACAAGCAGAGAACUUGACACCCAGAGCAACCACCACAUUGAACAAUGCAAACCUGGAGGGGCACUGACAUUUCAAUGUCGAAUGCUCAACCCAUGUGCGAAAAAUACAGUCUUUAAUGCAAAAGCAUAACAAUGUUAUAAAACAGUCCUACAACCUUUAGAAGUUUGCCCUUUAUUCCUCAUCUGCCUACGGAUCCUGCAAGUCAAUCUGUGAAGUGUGGUUUAAAGCAAUGUUCAGUCUCACUGCAAAGAAAGAGAUCUCUUCAAAGAGGCAUGGCCACUAUCAGCUCCAUACCAUUCCAAGUUCUCCCUGCAAGAGUGAUGCAAAUGCCUGAACCUGUUUGACAGUGAUCCAGUCCAAUUAGCAGCACUACAAAGCAGUGCUGGCAGUACAUUCUAUUACCCUCAUUCAAUCCCCAAGGUGCAAGCUGAGCUUUAAGAGGGCAACCUCAAGCCACAUUGGGAAAGAGAGAAAAAAGAAGAAAAAAAAAAGAGUGAAUGUCACUCAGUUUGGCUCUUGCAAACAAUUAGUAAAGUUCUUCAAUGUUAAACACCUCUAAAAACAACUAUUAGGGUACAGAACAGGUUAGAAUUGAGGGACACAGGGCCGGAGAACUCUACCUUACCUCUGAACUGUAAAACUUAUUUUGCUCUUGGUUUUCUAUAUCAUCUGUGCACUUUAACCGAGUCUUUUAUCUGAUCAUUUGGCAACUAAGAGAUAUUCUUUCUAUCAGUCCCCAUUUAGAGUUACUGAUAAAGUGUAACUUGUGCACUUCUCUGACGAGACUGGGGAUAAUAGGGCGAAUGCCUUAUUGCCAAAGACCUCUGAGCUCCCUACACACUAUGGAGGGAGUAGACAGACUCAACCUACAUGGCAAAAGUACACCUUUUCAAUAUUGGUAAAGAAUAAAUAUUCAAAAUUUCAAAAUUAUGCAAACACGUGCCACUCUUGCUCUUGAACUUCCAUGCAUAUGGACUAUUUACAAAUUGAAAAAUACAGACUUACUAUUUUGUUCUUUUGAUGUUUUUUUUUCUUCUUCCCCCCUGAAAUGUCUUUGCCCCUUUGCAAUCAGCCUAUCAACACUCAGCCACCCAAGACAAGGAUUUCACCACAUAUUGCAGACAUGGCCAGGACAAUUAAAGCUGUGUUGAAAAAAAAAAAAAAAAAAAAAAACAUUUCCACACUGAUGGGAAAACAAAAGUCAAAAUCAAAACAGAAAAAAGAUUCACAAGCAAAAAAAAAAGGAAAAUAAUAUCAGGUCAAGUUCAGGGGAGGUGGUACAAUAAAAGCCAAAAGUAUGUAUUUGUUUAAGAUGGAUUUCUGCUUUCUCAAGACUCCACUCUCUUGCUAACAAUACUGUAGUACACUCUCUUUUAUUACUCUACUUUUUAUUUAAAUAUAAUUUACUUUGAAGAUUUUGUUAAACAAAUCCAGGAAAAAUGAUGCAAAAAGUGGUUGGUUUGCCAAAGAGAGGCGGCAGAAGGCCCGUGCUGCCCUGUUAAAUUGCAUCAGCGCUCUAGUUUGUCAAGAUACUCAAGAGUCCUUUGCAUUGGGACGUGUCCUCAAUCCUCAAUGUACUCCCACAGGUCCUUCUCAUAGCCUUCAUGGACGUGCUGUAGCAGCACUCUUCGCCUGCUCUCACAGUAUCUAAAGAAACAAAAACACUUGUUGGAACCCAACAACAACAACUACAAAAAACAGCAUUUAAAGGUAGGACUCAAAUCU
Xyrichtys novacula (pearly razorfish) is the source of this 14803-nucleotide messenger RNA. The record is from the annotation of a GenBank genome assembly. NCBI's taxonomy places the organism in Eukaryota, Metazoa, Chordata, Actinopteri, Labriformes, Labridae.